AAAUGUUGAGUUGCUCGAUCGUGAUGCUACAUUUUCUUCGUGUUUGAUGCAGCAGAGAGGAAGAAUCAACAACUCCAGAUCAAGAACAUUCUCGAGAUCUCGUCUCGCCGUUGAAGGAUUCUAGUUCUCUUUCUUCUUUUUUCAUCAAAUUUAAAAUAAAAAAAAAACUAAUCAAAAAGUUGUUAUCCGGAGAUCUUCUUCUCUAACGAUAUGGCCACUAAUGGAAAUGAACGGGAGGCUCAAAAGAAGUACUGGAAGGAGCACUCUGUUAACUUGACUUUGGAGGAUAUGAUGCUCGAUUCCAAAGCCGCUGAUCUCGACAAAGAAGAACGUCCCGAAGUGCUGUCCAUGCUUCCUCCAUAUGAAGGGAAAAGAAUUCUGGAGCUAGGAGCUGGCAUUGGCCGGUUUACAGGUGAAUUAGCUCAGAAGGCUGGUCAUGUUAUAGCCUUGGACUUCAUUGACAGUGUUAUAAAGAAGAAUGAAACCAUCAAUAGACAUUAUAAGAAUAUCGAAUUCGUCUGCGCCGACGUUACUUCCCCGGAUUUGAAAAUCCAAGAAGGAUCGCUGGACUUGAUUUUCUCAAAUUGGCUGCUCAUGUACCUUUCGGAUAAAGAGGUUGAGAUUUUGGCUGAAAGGAUGAUGAAAUGGUUGAAGGUUGGGGGACAUAUUUUCUUCAGGGAGUCAUGUUUCCAUCAGUCUGGAGAUUGUAAACGAAAGAACAAUCCAACUCACUACCGUGAGCCCAGAUUUUACACCAAGGUCUUUAAAGAAUGCUAUGCAACUGAUGAUUCUGGAAAUCCCUUUGAACUUUCUCUAGUUAGCUACAAGUGCAUCGGAGCUUAUGUUAGGAACAAAAAGAAUCAGAAUCAGAUUUGCUGGGUGUGGCAAAGAGUUAAUUCAUAUAAUGACAGGAGAUUCCAGCGCUUCUUGGAUACUGUUCAGUACAAAACUGAUAGCAUACUCCGCUAUGAGCGCGUCUUUGGAGAAGGAUAUGUGAGCACAGGAGGAGUUGAAACAACCAAAGAAUUUGUGGGGAUGUUGGAUCUUAAGCCUGGACAAAAGGUUCUAGAUGUUGGAUGUGGAAUUGGUGGUGGUGACUUUUACAUGGCAGAAAAUUUUGAUGUCCAUGUUGUCGGCAUCGAUCUCUCUGUAAACAUGAUAUCUUUUGCUGUUGAACGAGCCAUUGGACUCAAAUACUCGGUGGAAUUCGAAGUUGCUGAUUGCACUAAGAUGACUUAUGCGGACAACACUUUCGAUGUCAUCUACAGUCGUGACACCAUUCUACACAUUCAAGACAAGCCUGCACUGUUUAGAUCUUUCUACAAAUGGUUGAAGCCAGGGGGCAAGGUUCUUAUAAGCGAUUACUGCAAAAGUGCCGGAACUCCAUCACCGGAAUUUGCCGGUUAUAUCAAGAAGAGAGGGUAUGAUCUCCAUGAUGUCAAAGCAUAUGGCCAGAUGCUUAAGGAUGCCGGUUUUGACGAGGUUGUAGCGGAGGAUCGAACUGAUCAGUUCAUAAAGGUUCUGCAGCGCGAAUUAAACGAAGUCGAGAAGAACAAGGAUUCAUUUGUCUCCGACUUUUCACAACAAGACUAUGAUGAUAUAGUUGGUGGGUGGAAGGCAAAGCUGAUAAGGAGCUCAUCUGGGGAGCAGAGGUGGGGACUUUUCCUAGCCAAGAAAAAAUAAUUCCAACGGUUCAAUAUGCAUUACUCUGUGUUUCCUUUGAAUAAAAAAACAAAGGCAGAUGGCAUCAUGAGAUGUUCUUAUAUGGUACUGCCUAAUAGUUUGAUGUUAUGAAACUACACCCUACCGUCUUAAAUUUCUAUCAGUAUUUCUCUGCUACUUAGUUUAGAACUUGUGUGGAGAUGUACCUUUAGAACUUUCAUGUAUUAUCUUUAUUAUCUACUAAAUAUAUGUGAUUACUAUUUUAUCUUUA
Hibiscus syriacus is the source of this 1933-nucleotide messenger RNA. RefSeq names its product phosphomethylethanolamine N-methyltransferase-like. Gene Ontology annotation, molecular function: phosphoethanolamine N-methyltransferase activity. The transcript is spliced from 12 exons. Gene Ontology annotation, biological process: phosphatidylcholine biosynthetic process. Bases 211 to 1683 code for a protein of 490 amino acids. The record is from RefSeq and is a predicted model, not a curated record. Lineage: Eukaryota; Viridiplantae; Streptophyta; Magnoliopsida; Malvales; Malvaceae.